This is a messenger RNA of Xyrichtys novacula (pearly razorfish), 28370 nucleotides long. The record is from the annotation of a GenBank genome assembly. NCBI's taxonomy places the organism in Eukaryota, Metazoa, Chordata, Actinopteri, Labriformes, Labridae.
ACACGUUACCCCAGAAGCCUCGUCACCAGGAAGUGGUGUGCCGGAGAGAGAUCUCCGGUUUUGUUUUGACAAUGAUGGAGGAGGAAGAAUUUGAGUUUGCCGAAGAUUUGGAGGCUAUUUUGCAUCUAACCCCAGAGGUGCAAUUGGCUAUUGAACAGGUAAACGGUUUGAGCCUAUUCAUUGUACAGAUUUGCAUACAUUGUCGCUGUUUUUUGUUCCUCACGGCCAGCUUUAGCAUGCUAAUCUAACCUGUGGAUGGGUCAGGACGACCGCUAGCUCUGAGAAACAGAUUUACCCCUUGUCAUAUAAAUGUACUCGUCACUGUAAAUCUUAACUUUCAGACUGAUUGUCGUCUGUUAUUUGUGUUGAAGGUUUUUCCCAGCCAAGACCCUCUGGACAGGGCAGACUUCAAUGCUGUUGAAUACAUCAACACACUGUUCCCCACCGAGCAGGUACAAGUGGAUUCAUUCAGUCAUUUAGACGGGAAUUAGUUGUUGUUCAGAUUACACUAAUACGCCCUUUCACAGCCAAUAUUUGGACUUGUCAAAGUGUAAAAGUAAAAUUAUUUUCAAAACUAUGGCUCAGAUCUAUGAAGGUGUUUCAGUGAGAUCUCAAAGAGCCUGAAUGCAGCAUGUAUUUUCAAGAUUGUGACAUUGAAUCAGCUGAAUGACAUUAAUACCUUGUAAACCAAAGAAAUUACAUUGUUUAGAGGUUUUGGUCUGCACAUGGAUAUAUUGAUCUGAUUUUAUUUCAAGCUGGCAAAAUACAAAACUCUUACAACUAAGGAAAUUUAAGUAAAUGGUGUUAUAUGUGUAGUGUACAGAUCUGUAAACUUCAAGGGUUAUUGUAAAAUUAAGUUAGGGUCUAACACACUAACACCGAGUUAGACACCCCCUCGAGAGAUGAAUGUCGCCGACCGCUUGCUUCUCUAGUUAAACCAACUUGAGUAACUGAGACCACCAUGUAUUGCUAUCCUGCAGUCAUUACUAAAGUUUGUGUAACUAUUGAAGCAAGCAGUUGGCAACAUUCAUCUCUCGACGGGGUGUCUAACUCGGUGUUACGGUGCAACAUGCCUAGGUGUUAAGUAGACAUUCCAGAGAGGCUGAGUCCCUCAAGAGUAAAGAUGGGCAGAGCUUUCAGACUCUGAGGGACUACAUGCGUUUACAGGUGAUUUUAAAAUGAUGUCCCUCAGUCUGGUUUUGCAAGAAUUUAAGGACUUCGUGCCGCACAGUAUAUAAUAUCUUUAAAAGUGUCUGAGAAUCUGGAGAAAUCUCCAUGCAAAGGGGACAAGGCUGAAAACUGGUACUAGCUGGACAUAGUCUUCUGCCCCUCAGAUGGCACUGAAUGAAAAUCAGAAAUAACUCUGAGGUGGAAAUCACCCCAUGUGCUCCGAAUCACUUCCAAAAGAACAGUUUGUCCCGUGCCAGUGACUUCUCUGUGCCAGAGCAGAUAUGAGAUGGACUCUCUCAUUGUCUGAUGAAUCAAAAUUUGACAUUCAUUGUGGAGAUCAGUGAUGCAGCAUCCUCCUGUCGGAAAAGGAGAGGGACCACCACACAAUUGAAACUGUGCUUAGCAGUUUCCAGGCUUAAGAACAACAUAUGCUGCCAUCUUGUUUUCAGGGAAGACCCUUGCAUAUUUUAGCAAGAACAUACAAAAACACAUUCAGCGCAUGUUACAACAGCAUGGCUCUGUAGUAGAAGAGUCAAGGUGCUAAUGUGGUCUGUCUGCAGUCUCAACGCGUCACCCCUUGAAAACUUUUAAAAGGAGGAAUAGAAGACAGGAGAUACUUAACAGUUGAGCAGCUGAAAUCAGAUUUUAGACAAGAAUGGGCCGGUGUCUCUCUUUCUCAGGUCUCUUUGGUACUCAAACAUUUACAGUUUCAAUAUUUGAUUUGUAGUCUUUGCACUACUUUUGAUAAAAUAUAUAGGUUUUAAAUGAUUUGCAAGCCACUAAUUUGAUUCUUUUCCAUGUAAUACAAUUCCCCCUAAUUUCAUGAACUGUAUACCAAUUGACACUGAAGACAUGUGCAUGAUCUGGUUCACUAAUUGUCCAUAAGAGGUCACUGUUACCUUUUGGUUUUUACUUAGGACCUUAAAAAGGGCUCUUGGUAGUCUGUGUGCAUUUUCAGCCACUUGUUUUUUUAAGUAUGUUGAUCAAACAUUUAAGUGGUCAGACCUGCUGCUUCUCUGACAUAUUACUUUAUUUCUUUUUUGCAGUUAUCAAGGCAUUAAGUAAUGGAGUGAAACUUAUAAAGAGUGUUUACACUGAAGAGUGCUAUUUUUUUAAUUCUUUAUUUCUUCUAUCUUUUUUAAUUCGUAUGUACAGAUGUCAGUGACUUUCUGUCCUAUAAAUCAGUCAUGAGUGGUAAUUUUGUUUUCUGCUGGAUAGAAUUAAAAGCGGUUAACUUUCCAUUGAUUUCCCGUCUCUGUCCUUCUCCUCAGUCUUUGGCGAAUAUUGAUGAUGUGGUAAACAAGAUUCGACUGAAGAUACGGUGAGUCAAGGUCUAACUUCAGAGUGUAUUUUUUCUUAUGUUUUUCACUCCUUGGUGUGAGUUGCUGCUGCAUUUGUUUCAUUUGACAGGCGCCUGGAUGACAACAUCAGGACAGUGGUGAGAGGCCAGACCAAUGUGGGCCAGGAUGGCAGACAGGUGUGUAAAGCUACGGAUCACAAACACACAUUUGGCCUGUUUAAUGCUGCUAUAACCAGGAGUCUGGAGUUAUGUAAUCAGCUACAGUUGGACAGCCUCUAGUACAGGUUUUAACACACCUGGGAUCAUUUACACACUGAGAUCUAAGAGCUCAGAUCACACUCUGAAUGCUCUGGGCUGAAUUCUUCCUGUCUCAAUCCACUUUGAAGUGUUCAAGAGUACGGCAGGGUGAUAAAUGAGUUUUAUUGAUAAAUUUAAAUUAGUGGUGCUUGACAAUAUCUGAAAAUGGAAACCUGGAUUAUCUUUUUCAACAUCAACACUCCAAGAUGACAAAAACCGCUGUGUGCAGGAGCCGAGUAUGUUUUUUUGUAGGAUGAUAGGGAAAAGUCCAGCCUCCUUUGCCUCUGAUUGACUAGAAAGGCUGGAAAAAAAAUCACACGCUCAAGUCAAAAGCAGGCUGUCGGCUCUUUACAUCCAACAGAACAUUAUUGCACUUCUGAAUCUCCUAACCCUAAUCCUAAUCCUAACCCGACAGAUGAUGAUGUUUCACAGCCAUUAGAAAUUACCAAUUGGAGCCCAGCACUUCUAGCCAAUCAGAGGCGCAGGAGGGCGCCUCUGAUUGUCUAGAAGUGCCUCUCGAAACAACGUCAGGUAGGAACUAACGCUCUCAACAAGACAAGGGGAUAUAAAGUGAUGAGUUAAAUCCUAUAAACAAUAAAGUUCUGUGAACAAAAGCAAGAGGUGGAAUAAUAAUAAUGAUAACAAUAAAAUGAACAGUAUUUAGACCUUGUUAGGUAACCCCAAAAUGAUAAAGCAGAAUGAUCUCUUCUGAAAUAUAAACCAAGUUCAGCUCAGAUCAAUAAAAAAGUAAAAUUCACUUUUGUGUAAAUUUAAUUUUUAGGUCAUGUCGCCCAGCCCUACUGCUUAGUGUCUGAGUCCAGGGUGAAGAUGAUAUUAAGUGUUGGACCACAUGCCAGUCAUUUUAGCCUCAAUUAUUGUGUCUCAUGGGACUCUUGUUUGAUUUUCAUUUUAUUUGCAAAUGAACUGGUGUUCAUUUCAUUUGCUAAUAACCUCCAUGAGGCUUUAUUGUUCUCAUUAUUUAGGAGGAUUCUUUGUCAUGUUACUAUGUCUGUACACAUUCUUUAACACCCUCGGUCUUUCUGGUGUUUUCUUCAUUUCUCUCCAUCUCUUCUAACGUCUCUCUUUUGCCAUUUUUACACAACCUGUAAGAAGAAAGGACUUUUAUUUGCUCCACUGUCUGUAGAAACAAAAAGUCAAAAAGGUGAAAAUUGGUGGGUCAAAGUCAUUUCUCUCACCUCUGAAGCCACUGAGUCAGCGUCAGUGGUGGGAACAAAAGGUGAAGCGAGCAAGACAGGACAACACUGAGUGUGUAUGUGAAGUUUGUGCUGUUUGUUUACACACCACAUGCACGCGCCUUCUGCUCCACUCAGGGACGCUUUUUUACACUUUUGUGUGAUUUGGAAUUACAGCUGAGCUUCAUUGUGGCACUGUGGUGGAACCUCUUGUUUUUUUCUGUUCAACUUGAGAUAUUGACAAACUUUUUGAUGGUGUAUUUGCAUUAAGAGCAGUUACAAAUGCUGUGCUAGCGCAUGAUUAGAUAAUGAAAAAUAGGGGUGGGAGAAAAAAACGAUACAGUAUAGUAUCGCGAUAUUUUGUCAGGCGAUAAAUCGUAUCGUCUCAUCAACCAAAUAUCAGUUUUUUUCAAAUUAAUUGUUAAUAUGAAGCCAAAUUUAUAAUAAUAGUAAAAAAAAAAGGGCGACUGUUUGUCCAGUAAGGUUGGCAGAGGUGACAUCUCAAAGCAGGAGAAAGUUAGUACAACAAAUAUAUAUAUAAAGUUUGUAAGAUGUGCUACAUGAAAAUAAAGUACAGAGUAAAUAGGAUAAACAUAAAGGAAAGCUAAAUGCUAAAUUAGCUAAACAGUUGAAAUCGCAAUAAAAUCAUAUCGUGGCCCAAGUAUUGUGAUAAUAUCGUAUCGUGGGGCCACUGGUGAUUCUCACCCCUAAUAAAAAAAGAUGAAUUUCAACCGCAGGUGUAAACACAGAAAAAAAACAAGAACAACAAAAUUCAUUGAUUUUAUUUAUUUUUGCUCAUUUGAUCAUCCUCCAGCACCAUGACUGGAAAAAAAGAUGCAUAUUGAACAUACCACAAACACCACCAGGCCGACUCAUCAGUUGUGGUGUUCAAAACAUAAUCCCCCCGCUAAAGUGAGAGUGAUGCCGUAAGUUUCUCCCGAUCCAAAACAACACGUUCUUCCCGCUCGCUCGUUCUUUCCUCUCUCCACACCGCUUCGAUGGAAAAGGACAAGAUGACUCAGAACCGUUCCCACCACUCAAACUGCUGCUCUUUACAGAAAGCAUGUCUGGGAAAUAGAUCCCUGUGUGUAAAUACUUCAGUUCCUCCUGAGUCCAGACUUUUGAGCCUGUACCUCUGCUUGUGUGGAGCGUAACAGAAAAGGAGAGCUCCUGCUGAUUUAAUCCAGGUUCUUGUCCUGUUAAGGAGUUGUGGCCUCGAGGAAAUGUGACACCUGAUGGGUGAGCGGCGUACGUUCUGUCCCGCUGACAUGAUUAGGUGUGCGCUGUUGUCAGGGUGUCUGGCCUGGUGGCCCCGUCUUUCCCAGUUAGCUACUGUUUGGUAGCAGGAAACACUCAAACUCCCGUCCAGACCAAUAACAUUACACAGUCACACACAAUAAUUUCAGUUUGUUUUUCCAGGCCCACAGUCGUGUUCCAACAUUUCCAGAGGGAAAAAAAUCCUUUCUACAGAUGGAAAGAUGGAGAUGGAGAGGUGUUCAUUUCAGUAUGGUGACCGUAAAAUAAAGUCAGCAGAAGAAUAAAACCAUCAGGAUCAGCAUUUGGUUCGAUCUGCUGUUGACUGAACUCACUCACUCAAGGAGUUGAACGCGAUCCUAAAGCAGAAACUCAAGACAGUAACAUUUAUGGUGAAAGAUGAAGGGAGGAAGAGGAGGAAGUCUGGGGAAUGAGUUCCCAGCUCAGACUUUCAUAUUCAGCACUGAGAGUGGAAAUGUGACUGUAGUAGCGGUCAGACUCCAGCUGCUUAAAGCACCAAUAUUCAGGGUGUCGUUAUUGGCAACCAAUCAUCUCAAAAUUGUCGGGAACAGCACCACAGUGACGCGAACAUGGUGGCCAAUUGAAGAGAGACAUAAAUGAUUACAAUCACACCAACUCUGUUAUUAAUCAGAUAUUAUUACAGUGUUCAUUUCCUGACUGAUCCCGUUCAUUUACAUGCCUUCUCUAUAUUACAGAGGUUAUUUCCUCAAGUGUUAGAAAUGAUGGCAGAUUGUUGGAAUCACCUUCUGGCUAAACACAGCACAUGCACCAACAGCACCAGUCUGUAGUAGUCGUCUGGCAGAGAAGAGUUUCCUACAUAAAGUUGUACAAUGUUCCUGACCGCCUGUAGAUACAGACAUGGAGUGCACACCUGCUCCACAGGAGCUCAGUAUCCACUUCAUUCGUUGCUGAUUUUGUCAUGAAAAUGAAGAUCAUAAAAGCAUUUCAGGAUGGAAUCUAUUUUUGGGAGUCUGAGAAUCUCAUUAAAGAGACCAAACAUUUGUUAUUACUUACUGCCUGCCAGUGGCAUUCUUGUUAAUCGACACACACACAGACACACACACACACACACACACACACACGUGCAGACACUCAAUCCACGUCCAAUAGAGAGGCUGUACUUGCUGCUUGCAUGGAUGACAGCCUGGUAUUUAUACUUAGUGUGUUUGUGUGUGUGUGUGAGGCUAUGGUAUCAAGAGGCCGUCAGUGUUGGGUGGUCUUCCUAUAGGAUAGACAUUAAUGUAAAUAUUUAAUGUUAGGAAAAGGUAGGAAAGGUAGAUGACAGCGUCUUUUACUUUCCAUGCUUUUACUCUCUGAGAGCUCUUUCACACUGUCACAGUCUUCUUGAGUCUCCUGAGCACUGUUGUAUAGUCAGUAAGUAGCAAUACUUAAGUACAGUACUUGAGUGUAAUCGUGAAGUAUCUGUACUUUACUGGAGUUUUCUUUACUGAAAUCAUUUUAACUAAAAUAGAGUUAUUAAUCAGACCUGUGGUCAGUAAUUAAUGUCAGAAAAAGCCAAGUUUUGGAACAAACUGUCAGCUGAGUGGUGAUUAAAUUGAAGCCACAUCAGCUUUGAUUAAUAGAACCAGAAACAAUGAUUGUGAGUAAUGCCAGUUCGUUCUGAUAGUUGUUUAACUUCACUGCAAAAGAACCUGAAAAGCCCUGAGGAUUUCACUCUGUUUCAGACAGAAGAGAAAUCACAUCAUGCAGUUUUUACUUUUACUUGACUACAUUUCUAAAAAUAUUUAGUAUACUUUUACUACUAUUUUUACUUAAUUACUAUUGUACUAUUGUUUCUUCUGAUCAGUGCUGUAAUCAGGGGUCUGUCUGUCCAUCCCUCUUGUUUAUUUUUCUAAGCUGUUGUUUGCACCCACCUGAAAUGUUUGCUUAUUUGGGCACAAGUGACUUUUGCAAAAAAUAAGAAUACACUUAUUUGUACUUUGACUUUAACUUUUUACUUUUACUUGGAGUACAUUUACUUGAGUACUUUUGAUACUUAAGUAGAGAGAAUGUGAUAUACUUUCAGAAGAAUUCUCAUGGGAGACUUUCACUUUGACUUGAGUCAUUUUCUGGUAAGGUAACUAAACUUCAACUCAAGUAUAUUUGUUUAGUACUUCAUAAAACACUGCUUCUGAGUUAUGCUUUUUAAGCAGCUUUUACAACUUUCUGUUAUAAGCAGCUCUAUAUAUUUUAAAACAAAACAAAAAAGAGAAAAAUAUCACACUGCAGACUUUCUCAGUCUUUCUAUCACGUCCGUCGAAUGACUCACCAUCAGUUAAGCUGAUUACAUCUAAUUACCGCAUCAUCUACAAACACCAACUUUGCCAAAAGCUUGUGUUGUUUUCUGAGAUUAAAUCUAAAGGAGGACUUAGACGUGUAGCAGCAGAGGUACAUUAGCAUGUUCUUAUCAUAAUGCUUGGGUAUUAUUUCUGUCCAAAUAGGAUUUUGUGAAUUACAUAAAGAGCGUAAUUCACCAAGUAUCACCUUGGCUCUCAGAGUCACCCAUAUCUGCAAAUUCACUUGCUAGAUGUUGACAUGAAGGGCUGUAGUAAGGCACUCUCCCAUCUGUAAAAGUAGACCCUAUUUGACUGAUCGGAGGUUUUCGAUUAGCACUUAACUCAUAAGUACCACUGGAGUAUUGCUGCUGUCCAUCAGAGCGAGGGCUGAAGUACAUCUGCAGCCUGUUUAAGCAUAAAAAAUACUCAUACCCCUACAUCACUGCCUGUGUGCCUUAUAUGCAUGUUAGGCAUACACUGUUGUGCACAUGUGUGUUUGUGUGUAAUCAGAUAACGUCUCAGGCAUGGAGGCGCCUCCUGGGCAGUGGUCUCUCACUCUCCCUGCUUUCCUCAAGGCUAAAUGCAGGAAAUGAGCUCUAGGAAGCGAGCCAGAUUGACUCAGCUGAGUCUGCAUGAGCGACAAAUGCAGGCUCGGAGCUUCUGGCCUCUUUAGCGCACACUUUGUUUGCCCAAGAACUCCUCCAGGGAACCACUUGAAAGAUUCAGUGGCACUCCCUUCCUCCGCACUGCCAGAUCAAAGAGUAAUCAUUUAACUCGCCUGCAGUUUUCCAAUUUAUUAAGUCAAUCACAGAAGAACCAAAGGGCUCGUUUGAAACAUGAGAAGAAUGGAGGAUACAUGCAAGUGUUCGCUCAUCUUGACUCAAGAGAAGUGUUUCCUCUUAAUAGAAAACUAUAAAACAGAGAAGGAAAAACUUUGAGGAUUAAAUGCGCCAUGAUUUUGGUGCGAUUUCAUGAUCUGGUCACAUGAUGCUGCCAUGACUUUAACUGUGCGUCCAUGACACUGUCACCAAGUUCUGCUCUCUGACCACACACAGGAAGGGAAACGAAUCCUCUGCUGUCAGUGCGAGCUUUAUUUAUGUUUGUGAGUGUGUGUGUUUGUGUGCACAGUCCUUGUGUGUAUGCUCACUCUCUGUUUCUUGGAGGUGCUUGUAAAAAUGGUAAAUUCCUUGCACAGCUGGUGCCGGCUGUUAGCAUUCCUCAUGUGCAUUUGCCUGUGUGUGUGUAUGUGUGUCUGGGGAAAGUCAAAGUUGUGUCGCGCAGCAUCGGGCCAAGACAAGCCAAUUAUCCUGGCAUCAGAUGUCGAAGCACAAUCUCUUUUUGGGAUCAUCAAAGAACAGCUGUGGUGUCAGAUGAUGAGGAAAUAUUAGAGCAGCACGUUAACUAUCGAACAAUUGUAGCUGUCUGAUGUUAUCUAAUCCUCUCUGGCUUUAUAGGCUGUUUAAACUGCUUAUAACCUCUUUAGCCGAGUCACAGCCUCCAUGCAGAGAUUAGCCUUAUGGCUCAUGUGUCAACCUGACAGCUUUAAAUGUCAGAUAUCAUUUCAAUUAGACAACCAAUUAGGCUCUUUUGUACUGCUGUCAUCAAGGGACUUACAUCAGGCAUGCACAGGGGGAUUUUUCACAUGCAAAAUAAAACUGCAGAACUGGCACAACAAUGGACACAGUUGAUCCACCCAUUUUCUCCUUUCUUCAUAAAGCAGAACUUGAAUUGUGGUGCAUUUUUUUUCUAAAGGGAUUUAAAGACAACUUGAAAUUAAAUGUUUGGGUGGAAGAUUUAAAUGCAUUUUAUUGAAGGCUGCUGACAGGAUGCCCAUGUAUGUUUUAUGGAGUUGAGUCUAAAUCUGUACCAGCUAAUAGAAUAAAAUUUAACCUUAGUGUUUGGUUGACUCAUUUAGGGGUGUCCCGAUACGAUAUUGAAAUCGGGUAUUGGUCCAAUAUUAGCAAAAAAACAAAUAUCGGAUUAUAUCGUCCUGCAUCUAAAAUCUUCAAAACAAGCAGUCCAUGCCAGACUCCGGUCCAGCACCCCUAUCUAGCAGCGCCCUGAUCCAGCAAGCUGAGCCCUCAAAAUCACAACAACAGUGUGUACUAAAGGUACUAACAAAGCAGCAAGGAGUAAGAGUGAUGUCGGCUGUGUGGUGGUAUUUUUAGUUGAAGUUCGAAAAAGACGUUGCAGCUGAGAGAAAAACUUGUCAUGCACAAUUUUGUGCUAUUAUCGGAUCAAUAUCGGUAUCGGUCAGUAUUGAAGGCUACAAUAUGGGUAUUGUAUCGUAAGUCAAAAAGUUGUAACGGGACACCCCUAGACUCAUUUAUACUUUAUGCAAACACAGGACACUGCAGUCUGCAUUUUUUUCAGUAUGUGGGAGCAAAUUCAAAAUUCUUCUUGGUGUUGCUCUAACUUCAGGUAUUUGGCUGACGUGCCUAAGAAUGAACCACUAAGCAUACUCUCUGCUUGUCUCUUUCCAGGCUUUGGAGGAAGCCCAGAUAGCCAUCGGGCAGCUCUUUGGCAAAAUUAAGGACAUCAAGGACAAGGCAGAGAAGUCUGAACAAAUGGUAAGAACCAAACAACACAAACACACCCAAAUGUUGUGGAACUUAUCAAGGAUAUGACCCCAGCAGAGAGGAGAAACAGCUUAUACAACAGAGCGCAGGGGGGAGAGAGUUAUUUAAAGUCGAGUUAAUGCACCUUCCAUGUGUUUGUUGCUAGAAGGGAAAUGUGUGUGUGUGUGUGUUUGUGUGUGUCAUAGUCUGGGUGUGUCAGUGGGAGUUAGAGGAAGGCCAGUGGGCUGGGUGAGCAGACCCUCCCUCAGGAGGCAUGCAGGAGCAAUUGUUUGAAAAACCAACGGGUGUGUCGGUCAUCUUGGUCUAUUUUUCUUUUUCCUGUUGCUCCAUCCAGCGAGCCCCUCCGUUUCUUCCUUUCUCAUCCCAGUUCUUUGACCUUUCACUCAUUAUUUCUCCUCAUGAGUCUCACGCUUUUUUCUACUCGGCGAAUGAGUCUGACUUGUCCCUUUCUCUGCUCAGGUAAAGGAGAUAACAAGAGACAUAAAGCAGCUGGACCACGCCAAGCGCCACCUCACAACAUCCAUCACCACCCUCAACCACCUACACAUGCUGGCGGGGGGCGUCGACUCUUUAGAGUAUGUAUCUACCAAGCUGCGCUGAAAAACAUGCAAAUGAAAGCCUGAAAUCAUUUGAACAAAAAUAGAAUUAUUAAUGAGGCCUGUGGUCAAUAAUUAAUGUCAGAAAAAGCCAAGUUUUGGAACAAACUGUCAGCUGAGUGGUGAUUAAAUUGAAGUCACAUCAGCUUUGAUUAAUAGAACCAGAAACAAUGAGUGUGAGUAAUGCCAGUUUGCUCUGAUGGUUGUUUAACUUCACUGCAAAAGAACUGGAAAAGCCCUAAGAAUUUCACUCUGUUUUAGAUAGAGGAGAAAUCACAUUAUGCAGUUUUAGCACUUUACUAUUUCCUGCUUUGUGUGUCUCGUAUUCAGUUGGACUGUUAAGUUUUCACAGUUUCACAGUUUGUAUUUUUGAAUUUCACAUCUGAGAGAUUAUCAGACAGACUGGUGCACCCCAAAUAAUAUACAAACCACAUUUGCAGAGCUUCAUAGCUUUACUUCUAUUCGCCACAAUGACUCCAAAAUUAAUUCAGUUUUUAAUAACAUUUUACUUACAUGUGUGAAUUCAUUAACAUGUGUUUUGUCUUGUAGGGCCAUGACCAGAAAGAGGCAGUAUGGCGAGGUGGCUAACCUGCUCCAGGGAGUGGUCAAUGUACUUGAACAUUUCCAAAAAUACAUGGGCAUACCUCAGAUCAGACAGCUUUCAGAGAGGUAACGGAAGAACAAAAGGAUUCAGAGUUACUGUAACUUUGAUAUUUUCAGGUGGAAGUCACAGCUGGGCUGAAUUUGUCCUGGUUAAGUUCUGGCUUGGUUUCCAAAAGUUGCAGAUAGCCCUUGCACCACAGAUAUAUGAAGAAAAGUAGAUACCCUCAUGUGCUGUAGCGACAUGCCUACAUGGCAGCCAUCUUGGCGGGGGCAACUGUCCCAUUAAAGGCAUUAGAUGUACAUGGAAAAUUAAUCAUAUCUCGAUCAUUUCUCAACUGAUUUUCAUGCAGUUUACUUUAUUUUCAACACUGAAACAUUUGCUAUUAAUACAGAAUUUUCGAUUUUUAAAUUUUUUUUAAAUCAAAUGAUCUUUAUUGUACAAUUUCGGCACUGACAAUAUGGAAAUCGGUUGAGAAAUGAGCAAGUUAUGAUUUACUUUCACUGUACACGCAUUGCCUUUGAUGGGAACAAUACCCCCGCCAAGAUGGCUGCCACGUAGGCACACAGUUUAAAAGGGCAUGUCAUAUCUACUCUUCAUAUCUAUGCCUUGCACUGUUUAGUGCAAUUCUUCCCAACUUUAGAAAAGUGUUGCAUUCACUGACACUCAGCUUUAUUUUGUUUAUACAUGCCGAAGACGGGGCUUCACUGUCUUGCACAACUUUUCUUCGUGUGUUGAGAAAAGUGUCUUCUUUUCCAGUAACCAGUUCAGAUAUUCAAAAUGAAACACCUCCAGGUCAUACCAGUGUUUGAUGGAGGUUUUUUUGCCAAAAACAGGAAGGAAACCUGCAGGGUAGUUUCCUCUAUUGUGAAAGGUUUGGGGCAAACUUUUCUGCGUGUUUGUUUGUAUAGAAGUGCCUGGAGGUUUACAUUUCUAACACUAUGGUUUUGGGUUUUAUUGUUCAUGUCUGCAACAUUUCCAUCAAUCUGACAGCCUAACUUGUAAUUAUCGGUACACUCACACAGAGAUUUAAACACACAAACACUUACAGAGAACAAAGUGUAUUGUUAUGCUGUUAUUUUCCCACAGCUCUAUCUGAGUUUGUUUCCUUUUUUUCUAUUAUUUUCUUAGAAUCAUUUUGGGACACAUUAGUGGAGUUAGUGUUCGGGGUCAAAGUAGUGACCUUCUGUUGUUUUGACUGAGGUGUGGCAGACAGUGUUCAUACCAAAUAGCAGCUGGUGUGGUGGAAGAAAUGACUGUGCAGGAGAAACAGAUGAUAGGAGAGACACGGAGGAGGGGAAGAUAUGUAGACAGAGUGGAGAGCUGGAUGCAGCCAGCGAAUAGAAAGUAUCAAGACUGCUCUGUCAGAUACACGUUACAAGAUAUAUAUGGUCAGUUUAAAAUUGUACUAAAGGGGCGCCUAGCAGUCUAAACAUCUGGUGUAUCAGGGCUGUGGUCCUGGUCCCGGCUGUCUCUGGUGGGAUUCCUGGCAAGCUGUCCUAAGCCUAAAAAUGUAUCUUGUAAAUUGUACCAAAGCAAAUCCCAAAUUGUGAAGUGUAAAAGCAGAAAGCAAAUAUUCCUAGUCUUUCUACCUGUGCGUACUUUGGGACCCUGCAAAAAGAGUCAUGCUUGGAAACAUGUUUGAUAGUCACCCACAUCAAAAGAAACCAAAGCAGAGAGAUUGGGGGUGUUUUGUAAGAUUCUGCUCAUAAUUAUAUUUAAAAUUUAGAAUGAUAAUUCCUUCUUCAAAAAACAAUCAAGCAUUGAUAACCUGUUUUAGCAGUUUAAACUCCUGAGUAACUUUCAACUUCAUCUUUAAAGUCUUUCCUUGUUGUCCUGCAAUGAUCUCUUCACUUUCUCAAUUUUGACUAGAAUUGUUAGAGAGUGUGUUGCACAAAUGUGUAAGGCCCAGCGGUUAUAUUUAAAGGAUGCCUCCACUAGAAUCACCUUUAAACUAACAUACUGCAUGUUAAUGUUUGAUUGAUUGAGAAAGCAUUAGAAGUAAAGAGUAUUGUUUUUUUCCUCUCUAGGGUAAAGGCUGCUCAGAGCGAGUUGGGGACUCAGAUCCUGGCAGACUUUGAAGAAGCUUUCCCCUCUCAAGGCUCCAAGGUAAAUAAUCUGCCUACUUCUGGGGGUUUUCAGAUUUUCUCUUUUUUCUGUUUCUAUGUGAGAAAAAUUUCCAUUUCUGUCAAUUUAGAAAUUAGUCUUAUCUUCCUCUACAAUGUAAACAUCAAACUCGAUCCCCCUUUAAAACAGAACAUAAACAUGAUCUUUUUUAUACCGCUGUAUAAACUUUCAGUGAAAGUUAUAUUUUAAACCCCAUCCAGAGACCCGGUGGUCCCAGUAACGUGCUGAGAGACGCCUGUCUGGUAGCGAAUGUGCUAGACCCUCGUAUCAAACAGGAGAUCAUCAAAAAGUUCAUCAGGCAGCAUCUUUCGGAGUAUCUGGUUUUGUUCCAAGAAAACCAAGACGUGAGUAAAUGUUUUUGUCCGUUUAUCCCAAAGAUCAAAUCAUCACACAGUAAUUACCUCAUUAAAAAAAGAUAGGAUUUUGGUAUUUACAAUAACUUCUCUGCUCUGCUUCUUAGGUUGCUUGGUUGGACAAGAUUGACCGCCGCUACGCCUGGAUUAAACGGCAGCUGGUUGACUAUGAGGAGAAGUACGGACGCAUGUUCCCCGAGGAGUGGUGCAUGACCGAGCGUAUUUCUGUGGAGUUCUGCCACAUCACCAGGUAAAUACACACACACAUGCAACACACAGAGGAGAAAACAUCCACCCCUUUUAAGACCAAAUCACGUGGUGUGUUUAGAGUGUGCUGUUGACAAAUAUUAAAGGCAGCGUGUAAUAUGUGUAGUAUGUCCACUAAAAAACUAUCAAUAUAUAAACUGAUUGAUUUAAGACUACUGUUAAAAAAGUUGCAGUAAUAAUAAGAGUAAAGGUAAGUUGAUUUUUUUGUUAUGUCUGUUUUGAUAAUAAGAAUACUAAUAAUAAUAAUAGAAGUAAUUAUGAAAACUCUUUUUGUAUCUUGAAAAAAGUCAAAAUAACUUCAUCUCAGUCAUGGACUAACUUGUCCUACUUUCAUGCAGUCUUUUUCCGGUCACCACGUCUCUCUACCUUACAUCCCUCUGGCAGUGUAGUGGUGAGCAAUGACUGGCCUCGGUAAUGAAGAGUCCCCUCACUGUGCAGAUAAGUGGCGCCAACCACUGUCUUGCCAUUCAUUACUAAACCCAGACCAGAAGUCAAUCCCAUUUUUGUCAUACAUAUUCCCAUAGGGGAAAAAACUAACUCUUAUUGAGUAACUGCAGUAAUUAUUCUAAAAGGAUGAAGUUAUAAAUGACUUUUUGAGCGAGUUAGCUGAAUUAUGAAGCGAACCGCACUGAUAUCGCAUGCUUGGCAGACUUUCAGUAAAGUUGACGUAGGUGUCCUACAUGAGCAGUGACCUAGUGGCCUCACUUCUCAGACUUUUCUCCUCAGUUACACGAGAACAGAACAAGCGAGCCCCUAUUUGUGUGUUACUCUCAGUAGCAACUAACAAUAGAAAAAAUAUCUUUAAAAAAUCACAAAGGUAUCUUGAGAAUAAAAAGUCUGAGAAGACACUUUUGGAAGACUUUCAAUGUAUCACCUUCAAUUUCUAAAUAUUCCCUGGAGCCACAUUGGUGCAUACUUGGACUGAAACUACGCUUUAUUGAUUUUUGUGUGUUUUUCUAAGGGUGGAGCUUGCAAAAGUGAUGCGAACACGGGCUAAGGAGAUCGAAGUGAAGCUGCUUCUGUUUGCUAUUCAGAGGACCACAAACUUUGAAGGUCUUCUGGCCAAACGCUUCUCAGGUUGCACCUUAACAGACGUGCCUGGAGUGAGUAAAAUACACCAAGACAUAAACAUGUACACACUACACAUGCAACUAUAAAGCCUAUUGACUCAAGUCGGGCAUGAUGCCCUAUGUCUGUGCACAUUUAAACCAAGUGUAACAUUAAUUUCCUUUGUUUUUUUAAGAUUCGUCCAAUUAAAGUCCCACUCUGAUCAUUUUUUUUUACUACUUAAAAUGUUCUCAGUGGUCUUUAAAUUGUGAUUCUGAAGUUUUUAGCUAAAGUCACAUUACCUGUGUCAUUUUCAAGGGCUUUUCUUCUGCAGAGCUCCAGUAGCUCAUUAGCAAUUUGCCUCUAAAUCGUGGGCAGAGACAGCGCUGCUCUGCAGACUCCUCUUCACACUAGCUUGUAGCCUUACAUUGCCGGUGUAGUCGAAGAAGCAGGUAACAUAGGAGCUAUUCAGCUCUCAGACACUAAUGUCUUUGGGGACAUGAUGAAAGCUAACAUCAUAAUUAGCUUUCUUACUAGCAUUGCUAUCUGCUAACACACACGUUUGUUCUGCAAUUGUCCUCUCUAUUUCUCCAAGUCUGGUCUGCGAAGCAGGGCUCCGGGGGAGCUUGGAUUUGUGACAUAGGAAAUCUCACUGUGUCUGAGCCUGCAGUUUGAGUCUGCCAGAAAUUCAUGGCGAUUUGAAUGCAAAAAUACUCAGAAAUGCAAUUUCUCACUUAUUUUUCUUGUGAUAUGUCCUGUAGCAUCAGAAAAAUGCCAUAUGUGCAUGUAAAAAACAAGAAAAACAUGAUUUUCAUCAGAGUGGGUCUUUAUUAUCAUUAUUAUUAUCCUGUGUUCCACUCAGAGUACUCCUGGUCAUAGUCUGAAGUGAGUGUUUACAAUCCAGGUCAUAUUGACGUGUGCAAGAGCGCCUGGAGAUCCAGGUUAUUUUAUUGUGUGGGCACAACUAGGCCAAGCAUGUUCAGAACUGAUAAUUUUUCGGCACACAGAGGUCCCUUUGUCUCAUGCUCAGUUUGCACCCAUGCCUGACGGGUUCUAUAAUUCAAUCAGAGAUUUGGGUGAGGGGGUUUUCAUAAUUGGAGAAGCUGUUAAAUCAAAGCCUCUUCAAAUGAAAACAUUAAAACCUGCCUCGGAUUUUGAAGAGUUUGUUAAAUAUACACAGAAAGAGCACUGAAAGUCAUCAUGAGUCAACUGUAACUACGAAAGGCCUCAGUGGUAGUCAAAUGUCUCAUAAAACACCAACAACUGAGAAAUAGAUACAAGCUCUGAUCUGUGUUUUUAGCAACAAAAGAGGCCAGAGAGUCCGCUAGACUCCACAAACCCCUUCCUGGAGGACGAGGCAGGUGAGGAUGCUGGCACAGAGAAGGACGAGGAACUGGCUAAGGUAAGCUGACAUACAGUAUAAAGACUCAAAACAGGGUUUGAAGGGGUGCUCUCAGAAGUCAGGACAUAACAUCAAACUGCAACCUUCAAAGUUAAAGUUGAUUCAACCAGAACCACAAUAAAGUGAUGAGCGUUACAGGGUUAAUGUUUUAGACUGCUAGAAAAGAGGUAGCUGUGAGUAAAUGUAGGUACAAAUGUGCGUUGCUUCAGUUUAAUCGUUUCACCGGUCUUCUGUUUAUUGUUUUGGCAUGCUGGGUUUAAGGCAAAACACACUUACAGGUUUCAGUGGACCCACUGUGGACCAAACCUGUAUUCAUUCUUAUUCUGCCUCUCUUCGUUCAGCCCAAGAAGCCAAAAGCUCCCGACAACCCUUUCCACGGCAUUGUCUCAAAGUGCUUUGAGCCUCAUCUCUACGUCUACAUCGAAUCUCAAGACAAGUGAGUACAAACAUAUACACAAACCCGCUGUGUUGUGGUACACAGAUCCAGAAUCAGUUGCAGGUUGUGUGUAAAGCUGGCACAUGCGCCCUUUUUCCGAGGCCCACUCAUAAAUCAGGUCCCCCACCUCCCAUUCUACUUCAUUGCCUCUUCUGUCUUUCCAUCUCUUGUUCCUGUUCAAGCCUCUGUCUCCACUGUGGCAGAAAUGUUUCCCAUUAGCUGAACGACCACAGACGCUGGGAGAAAAAGAGAGGGAGGUUGAAUAAGUGCUGCCACAGCAGAUCUGCCUGUUUUCAUUCCCACCUCGUUUUUUUUCUGUGUUUUUGGUACCCCUUCUGUGGUCUCUUUCUGUCUGUGUAAUUUUAAUUUCAUUCCUCGUUUCUUUAUCUUAAUCUCUUGCUCUGCAUUUUUUUUAAAAAGCUUUAGUUUGCUCUCUGUCCCGGCUUUGGUGAUCAUUCCCGAAACCAGGGACAGAUCUGGGACCGCUGCGUUUGCAUGCAGCCCUUAGCUCUUGGCUCUGUGGAGCGUUAAAUGCUAUUGGUCCGUCCAAGGGAGUAAGGAUUGACCCAUUCUGCAGCUACAACCUCAUUUCAGUGCAGUCCAAAGGCUUUUAACAGGCAGCAGCCAGAUCAGCUUGUCCCCAGUGGGACGUAGCGGGAGAGAACAGUGGCCUGCUUGUUUUGUCUUUGGCUUAAGUUCCAGGAUUCAGGGGUUUAGGGCCACACCAGCUGACCUGUUGACUGCAGCAGCGAAGACUUAAAUGCUUUAAAUAUUUUUAUGGUUCUUUUCUGUCGACUUGUCAUUUUAUCCUUUAUUUAUUCAUCUGGUUAUUAGACAAUCAUAUGUUUUCAAUUGGUUCUCUCAGUGUCUUUAAAUGUACCUCUAAUCCAACCCUCUGGUGUGUGUGUGUGUGUGUGUGUGUGUGUGUGUGUGUGUGUGUGUGUGUGUGUGUGUGUGUGUGUGUGUGUUCGUGUGAACUUGUGUAUCUGACUGCGCAGGAACCUAGGCGAGCUCAUUGAUCGGUUUGUGGCUGACUUCAGAGCACAAGGCCCACCCAAGGCGGGCACGGAGGAGGGCGGAGCAGUCCUGCCCAGCUGCGCCGACCUCUUUGUGUACUACAAGAAGUGCAUGGUGCAGUGCUCCCAACUGAGCACCGGGGAACCAAUGAUCGCCCUCUCAACCAUCUUCCAGAAAUUUCUACGGGAGUACGCUUGGAAAAUCCUCUCUGGCAACCUGCCCAAGUAAGACUGGCAUGAGUUUAAGUAAAGGGGGGAAGCAGUGGUUUUCAAAUGUGUAAACCCCCACUCAAAUAAAAAAAAAGAGCGAUUCUGUGAACGGAAAGUAGAAAUCAGCUUCGACUACAAGGUGCUGAAUUGACAGCAACUGUACGAGUUUCUGACGUUGCCAAAUCAAACUACUUAAGAGUGAAGCCACUUUUAUAUUGGCUUAAACUCUCUACAAUGUCCAAGCCAUGGGGAAUUCUCUCUAACAAUCUUGUAAUGUCUAGUAGCUCUUGGCUCUAACAGAGACAAACUGACUGACUGGAAGUGGCAGAGGUAACCCUCAACAUUUCUCUUAAAACAUCACAUUAUUUCCGAGAGUUAGAGUCUCUGCAGAACACUUGACCUCCUUAUUACCAGAGAAAAUUUUUUGGGGCUUUUUUGAAAUAUUUGAAGUCUGACAACAAUCAUACAAACUAACCAAGAGGAAACAAGAAUUUAUUCAUAACAUUUGUCUUGCAUUUAUCUCUGCCAGACUUAAAAACACAUCCCUGCCUUGGUGACAUUUUAAUUCAUUGCUAAGUAGGUUUUGAGUCAGUCCCACAUUCCCCCUCCUGCUGACAAACAUACUCACAAGCAGCCACUCACUGUUUUCUCUGCUUCCCCUCCACCAGAAUCACUCAUUUUCUGGGCAGUAACACAAACAGAGAUUUACUUCAGAUUAACUUCUCACAAACAAGCAUGUCACGCCCUCACUUGUUCAUUCCUUUGGUAUGGUGAUCGGCCUGUUUAGGAGUUUAGUUUGAGAGCUUAAUGCCUUCAGUCCUCGCUGUGUUUGAUGGAUGAAGAUGGCAUGCUAAGAGGGAUCUGGAGCUGGUUACGUUGUGGCAAAAGCCUAAUACGCUACCAGCGAAAACAUCUCUGGAUCAUUGGCCACAUUAGAGCUCAUCCCUGGCUGCGGUGCACACACACACACAUACACAUACACACAUAUACACACACAGGCGUGCUCUGUUCUUGUCUCAGAUAUGCAUGCAUACUAAUUACACACUUUCACUCACAGACUAAUGUACACCAUAUUCCCAGCCGUGUACAAACACCACACAAAGAUGCACUUCAAUGCUUUGUAAGUGUGCGCACUUAAAGACCCAUGCAGACGUGGUCCUCCUCUGUGGUGUGCUAAGAAUUGGUUUUGGGAGGUUUUUGAAGGGGCCCUCCAAAGGAGCUCAAACUAUGUUGUGGUUUUACCCACAUGUCUCUGUUAUGACGUUUAUUAAUGACCGGGUUUCGGUUGAAGCUCAUUGGCCCAGAAUCACCACACUUGUGUCUGCUCGUAGUUAUUCCUAUUGUGUCUCACUUACUAAAAAACGGUCUUCCUUACCUGUGGUCUGAAAUGAUCUGUUACACAGAGUGCUUUUUGUGUUUAAGCUCAGUUACAAAAGGAUCCCAUAAAAAUCCACUCGUAGGAAACACAACACAAAACAGCUGGAGGUCCUUCAACUUAUUCUGUAACCUAAAGGCAUCAAGUAAGCUGAAAACUGAGCUGAAACCAUUGGAAACUAGAAAAGCACUUGAAGAGCGCAGACCUCCACCAAGCAGCUCAUGUCCCCCCUUAUAUUGUGAUUCACACCAAAACUUUUACUGUUACGUGUAUUUUAUUAACUUUUAUUUGUGUUUAAACUGGUAUGUUCACUGUUCAUAAUGUUCCUAAAACAAGAAAUGCCCUGACCCAGAUUCGAACCCAGGACCUUCUUGCUGUGAGGCGACAGUGCUAACCACUACACCACUGUGCGGCCUAUCUACACCACUGUGCCGCCCAUUGGUAAUAAUUCCAACGACACCCUUAUUUUUUGUGCAUUCUGGAUCACAGUAUCUGGAAUUUUGUCUGGAUCAGGAUCAACCUUUGACACAUCAUAAAACUCAUUGAGAUCCUUUUGUGUAAUUUUUUACUAAAGACUCUGGACAUUUUUAUAGAGUUAAAUGCAAAAAUUCCAAAAUUUGCCCUAUCUCACAAUAAUAAAGAAUCCUUCAAAAAAUUCUUGGAUCCAGAAGGCGAUCCGGAUCACCACCAAAAUGUAAUGGGAUCGUCCUGGGGCUGAGACGCACCUCUGGUGAAAAUUUCAGGUCAAUCCGUCUGUAACUUUCUCCGUAAAGUUGCUAACAAACAAACAAACAAACAAACAAACCAACAAACCAACGCUACCGAAAAAAUAACCUCCUUGGCGGAGGUAACAAGACUACAUUCAGCCAUCAGUGAAAAUUAAACACGUCUUUUUUUAGUAAACACUUCCCUUCUCUAUUCUAACCCUCUGUCUCUGUUUCUUCCUCUUUUAUUGUUUUUUUUCCUGUAUCUGUUUUACACUCUGUUCAGAUCCAGCAGUAACAGUGGAGGUCUUACGAUCAGCAGCCUCCUGAAAGAGAAAGAAGGCUCUGAAGCUGCCAAGUUCACUGUGGACGAGCUGUGUCUGAUCUGUAGCAUCCUCAGCACUGCAGAGUACUGCCUGGCUACUACACAGCAGGCAAGCACACUCCAUCACUCAAGAACUGAGCUAGAGUUUCAUAGUAAUGACAGAGUAUGAUAAGAGAGAGUGUAAUGUAACAGUUAGUGGAGGUUUCUUUGUGUUUCAUAAGCGUUUUAAGGAACUCAUCAUGGCGGUUAUGGUUUCAACACCACCUGAAUUAUCCUGUCUGUUAUUUUUAUGCAACACUUACACAACCCCAAUUCCAAGAGAGCCGAGAUGCUUUGUGAAUGUUAUUUACUUUUAUAUAAACACAAAAUGUAGAAACUUGCAGAUAAUUCAAAGCCUCUGUUAAAUUGAAAAUAGUGCAGAGAUGACAAAUCAUACGUUUAAACUGCCCAUUUUGAAUUUAAUGCUGGCAUCAUGUUACAAACAAGUAGCCAUUUUCCCCUCAGAGAGGCCGAGUCUCUCAGAAGAAAAGAUGGAAAGAAUUUUAUCACUUUGCUGACCGAAAUAUCAAUAAAAGAUCCAUCUGAUCUGAAAUCUCAUGAUCUUAUGAUCUUUGUGCCUUCUAGUGGCAUUACAUCUAUAAAAUAAGACAUGUCUCUGCUGUGGAAAUCACUUAAUGGGCUCAAAGAGACAUCCAAAACCCAGUGUCUACAAAUAAUGCUCCAUGUGAAUAGUGGUAAAAUGCAAAAAAAAAAAAUAAUAAUAAUUACAUCAAUAUAAUCCAGAAAUGCUGGCAUUGUCACUGUGCCUAAGCUUAGAACAGAGGCAGAAAAGAAAACUGAAGAUUUUGCUUUCUUUUGGAAAUCAUGGACAACUCUAGUCUAAUAUUUGUGUUUCUAUAUUUGUUUGUUUUACAGCUGGAGGAGAAGCUAAAGGAGAAAGUUGAUAAAGUCCUCGUGGAGAGAAUUAAUUUGACUGGGGAGAUGGAUACAUUUAGCACGUGAGUAACUAAUGCAACAUUUUCUACUGAAUAAAAGGUGAAUCGUUUUGAUGAGAAGAUUGUGUUUUGAUUAUGUUAAUCGUCUACUUUUUUGUUUUCCCAGCGUUAUUUCCAACAGUAUUCAGCUACUUGUUCAAGAUCUUGAUGCUGCUUGUGACCCUGCUCUCACUGCCAUGAGCAAGGUAGGGCAAAUCACAAAAUCACAAAUGAAUCUCAUGUGCUGUGUAAGAAAUCUUAAACUUCAAUGCUAACAGUCGCCUCUUUUCCUGUGUUACUUUCUCCCCCCUCAGAUGCCGUGGCAGAGUGUGGAGCAUGUGGGCGACCAGAGUCCUUAUGUGACGUCAAUCAUCAUGCACAUCAAGCAAAAUGUUCCGAUCAUCCGAGACAACCUGGCCUCCACACGCAAAUACUUCACGCAGUUCUGCAUCAAGUUCACAAAGUACAAUACAUGAGACACAAAUUCACAGACAGAGAUUUGUUUUAGGCAUUAAUCCACGAUCAGAUGUUCCUUAAAGCUGAUGUUUAUCUCACUUCUUCUUUCCUCAGUUCUUUUAUCCCCAAAUUUAUCAACCACCUGUUCAGAUGUAAGCCUAUCAGCAUGGUGGGAGCUGAGCAGGUAAGUUCAGUCAUCAUUACAGGGACAUUUUAAACUGUUCAAAUUAUGAAUAUUACCACUGGAAAUGAAUACUAUACUACUGUAUCCUUUCCACCAGCUCCUCCUUGACACCCACUCCUUGAAAACCGUCCUGCUGGACCUGCCCUCCAUCGGCUCCCAGGUGCUCCGCAAGGCCCCUGCCAGCUACACCAAGAUAGUAGUGAAAGGCAUGACGAGAGCAGAGAUGAUCCUCAAGGUGAGAUCCACUCAGACAGCUCCCACGUUUACAUUUUUCCAGAUUGGAAAACGACCUAACAUCUCUCUUAAGACAAGUGGAGAUUCAGUUAACAGUUUACCUUUCAUGUAUAAACUCAGAAUAGCUAACUGAUGGGUUUCAAUUGAAACCAAUCUUAACUUUGUAGGACACAAGAGCAGCUUGAUCUUUAUGGACACUUCAGAUUUUAUGAACUUUAGGUGGGCAUGCUCAUGCUGGACGUUUUAACGGCCGAAGCUUCAGUCCCUGACCUUUAAAGGCUCGGAAAUUUACAUACUGUUGUCCGUACGAGGAGUCUGAUGGAGUUUGCUUUAUCUUUUGUUGCCAUUGUUCAGAUUUAGUGCUGAAACGCUGACAUUUCCUGUUAAACAUUAACUUUUGUGUUGACGUUUCAUCAAGAAUAGUCUGGCAGAACCUCCAGCUAACUGCUUUUUCCACUGAUUGAGGCCCCAUCGUUAGACGCAACAAUAGAGCGAACAAACAUUUAUCCCUCGAGUGUUUGCGGUUUGCACGGCGAGCCAGUGUUCGACUGUCUGCUUGAGUCACUAAAGCAGGCGAUCUGCUCUGAGUUAUUCUGGGGCAGAAUUGUGUCAUUAACCCCACUAAUAAUAGCACUUUAUGAGCAUGUUUUCUAUAAAAUAACCCACCUCACAUGAGGGUUGGAGCUGGUGGUUUAAUGAGAGAAAGAGAGACGAGCCAACCUGACACACACAUAUAUAUUCUUUAACACAGUUUGUGGUCGACCCUUGACUUGGUGGAAAGGUGUGAGUGACUUAAGACUGUGCGUUUACUCACAAAAAGAAACAACCAGACGUGCUGCAAAACAGUCCAAACAUUUUCUUCAGUGAGGAGGGCAAACACAGGAUACAGCCGGCUCGCUCUGCUUCAGAAUUACCUUGUGUGACCCUUGAGGUCUCUGGUAUGCUGCUGCCAUCGAAUAACCCCGCCCUAAUUAAGUGUCCCUGGAGUGUACAGAAAUGUUCACGCACAGACACACAGACUACCCGCCCACCUGGCCUGUGAUUUCCCCUCAGACUCUCAGAAGGCCUUCUUUCCUGGUUGUAUUGUCUUGAUGUUUAUAGCUGCGAGAUAGUCUUCGCUUUCUAACUUUGCUCAUUCUUUAUUCCUCUGGUCGUUUCAGAGUUUAUAUCAUCCUCUUAUUGUUUUCUGCUGGGAUGCACACUGUUCCAUAUGGUCUGUUCAAAGCCUGUCUCUGUUCCCUGGCAUAAUGCCCUGAAUGAAUACAUAAGAAUUUCCACCCAUCUGCCGCACAUUAAAGAGGUUGGCACAUUAUAGAAGUAUAGCAUGCAUUCAUAUCAGCCCACAGCUUUUCAGUGCUCUCAGUAUUCAACUUCUUGCAGCUCCCCAUCAGAUGGAAUGUGAUACUGGAGGUCCUCAAGUGGUUCAGAUGCAAAAACUAAGCACAGGGUAAAUAAGACACAAUCGAGCAAUUUAUGCUGCUACAAAGGCACCAAAGGAUAUGUUGGACUUUUAAAGAGCCGUACAGAAGUUUCCUCUGUGGACAUUCUGGCCUGUAAGAAGAAAGAGAAGCUUUUGUACGACCACCAGCAUGUUAGCCACCAGCUUUGUGCAGCGCCAAGGUUCCUCACAGGUAAUUGCUUCCACCUUGGGCUUCGACCAAAGUUUCUGAAAGACAAGCCCAUCAAAGAAGGUCAAUACAAGAAUCCCUCUGUCUCGCCUCGACAAUAGUUUUGAAUUACACCCUGUGAUGUUGUGAGUGGAAAUUGAAUCUGACUCACCCCCCACCAAGUAACAGCAAUACAUGGAGACUAUUGAUGGUUGUGUUUGUUUUUUUUGUGUGUGUAAUGAUUCAACGGUUGAUUUUAAAUGAUGGUGUUUCAAACUGUGGAGGAGUUUAACAAGCUGCGAACGCAAAACUGACAUUAUCACCUAGUAAAGUACUUUUCACAUCUUAAACACUUAAAGCGUUAUUAGCAUCAAUUUGGGGAAGGUUGCAUCAACACCAGAGGGAACUAUAUGUUCACUGGGAAGCUAAAUGCUGAAAUGAUGUUUGUGUAUAAGGGGAACUAACUGAACAAGACAGUGCUGUCAAUAACUCCUUUCGUGUAACCAGUUUAGGACUGAAUAUUCAAGCUCCUCUAACUUCUACCUUUCAGUACCUCUUCCUAAUAUCGGUCUAACCUAAGCUCUAAUCCUGAAUAAACACCACAAUGUUCUGCCGUUAAAUCAGGGCAAUUCACUGUUGGUACAGUUCUUAACCUUGAGCAGAGUUGCAAAGUCAGAGGAUCAUUUUCUGCGAGUUAGUCAUGACAAACCAUUGCUUUCCAAACAGCAAACAGCCGCUUUACUCAUUUUAAAUGUUAUUAAUCCAUUUGAAAUGUAGUGCAAAAUCAACUCUUGUGUCUUUUGUUAAGUUUCUUAUUUUCCUGCAUGGCUGUCUGAAUCUGCUCGGAUGUUGAUGUUGAGUUGAUAUUUGUGUGUUGUGAACCAGCACUCAGUUAUGUUUAAAGCACCAAAGAUAUCAUCUGUCUGUCUGAGACAGCCUCUCCUGGCUGGUUCGAUGCCUGUGAGACGUGGCUGUUUUCCAUGCUCUUCCAGCCCGGCCCACCAGAGCUCCAGCUCUCUCUGUCUUCCACCUCUGAAGUUCUCUUCUUGGGACAUUUUAAAGAGCAGCCCCCCCUUCAAUGCGCCCUUGUUCAGCUUGAAUGUUUUACCCCCCUCCUGACUCUGUUUAGCCCACUCUUCCUUUAUUUUUUAUGUCCGUUUUCAUUCUUCGACUGCCUCUACCCCUUUUCUUUGCCUUCUUUUACAAGGUCCCCAUAGGCCUGUCCUUGGCCUGGCUCCAGGACAGUUGCUAAGUAAAUCACUUGGGCAAGAAAGAAGGCAAAGAAUUCCACACAAUCCCGAGCCUUUCAUACGUGUGCUCCUCUCUUUUUCCCUCCUGCUUUGGCCUCACCUUCUCAUACUUUUUAAAUCAAAAGAGAAAUAUGCUUAAAAAGCAGUUUGGGGUCUUUUUAGAGGGAAGGACAGGAUUAAUGUUUUGUGAGACGAGUCCUGUGGGCAUACAUAUGCAUGAGAGGGGAGGUGGGGAUCUGUCAGCCAUGUGUUGGUCUGCCUGCCUUGUAGCGGCUGCAGGAAAUGCUAUCUGAUCCAUGUUUUCCAGCCAGACUCUAUCGUUCAAAACAACCAGCGUGACUUAUACCCUAUUAGAAAAAUAUUACCCUGCUCUUCACUUAUGCUGAUUUCCCCCUCCAAAAUAAUAACUUAUAGUAGUGAUAGUAACUGAUUUAUAAAAAGGGAAAAAGCCAGGGUGGGGCUUCUGAAUACUGUAUAGUCUCUACUUUGUAUGUAGGUAGAACUAUGUGGUUUUGUCAGCGCCCCCCUCUCUCUCAUUUGGACCAAAACUGCCCCAUGUGGGAUCAUUUAAAGAUCUCUAGGGUCCUCCUAUGAUGGUUCACAGGAAAAGAAGGAAAGAGGGAGGGCUGAAAUCAACAUUAAACUCUACUUUUUUUUUGCACAGGUGGUGAUGGCCCCACAUGAACCACCAGUGGUGUUUGUUGAUAACUACAUCAAGCUCCUGGCUGAUGGGAAUCCAGAGACCUUCCAGAAGAUUCUUGACAUGAAGGUUAGUCAGUUUGACUUAAAGCUCCUGUGAGAAGUUUUCAGCUGGAUACAGUUGUGAUGAGGCCUCUUUAUGACCCACAAAAGCAAAACAAGAUCUUCAAGCAAAGGUGUUGACACUUACACUAUGAUAAUUUUUAAUGUAUGUUACUGCUGUAGGGGGUGGGUGUGAGACAAGACAAUUUAAAGUAUGGUGAAGAAAAACCUGUUAUUUGAUUUCUUUUCAUCAACAAAUAUUUACAGGAUGAGACGUUUGACUGUUAUUGAGAGCAGGAUGAGUUAUUUUCUUCAAGACACAACUUACACAUGAACAUAACAAGAUCAAGAGGUAUAACUUUGUCCACUCUGUGCCCGUAGGGUCUGAAACGCAGUGAACAGAGCAGCAUGCUGGAGCUCUUCAGGCAGAGGCUACCCACACCACCCUCCGGUGCAGACGGAGGUCCCUCUCUGUCCUUCAGUGCCCCCACGCCAGAGCAGGAGUCCUCCCGCAUCCGCAAACUGGAGAAACUCAUCAAGAAGAGAUUGUAAACAGAGAGACUGAACUUGAAAACUUUGAAAAGCUACAGGAAGAGAUGUAACCUUUAUUACAGUAAGUCAUGUAAAAAAAAACAAAAAACAAUUGACACUCCAUCCAGAAAGAGCGGAGAGUGGACUGAAUUCCCUGACUGGUGAAAAAACUUUCUCAAAUACUUCAAACUGUUGCUUCAUAUCUCAUGUACAUCUGUGAUUCCUUUUCUUUCCAUGACACUAAUGUCUGAGCCUUUUAUCAUCUGUAUAUUUUUGCACUGUGUAUUAGCACUCAGAACACCAAAUGUAGUGCGUUUGCAUCACCUGUCUAAUCCAGAAAGUUUGCAGGCAGCCUUUGAAAUCACUUUAUAUCAACUUGGAAAUCAGGGACUUUUUGGUGAAGUCUUUAAGCAUGGUUAGUUGCCACAGGAAGGGCAACAUAUUAAGGUUGAUGCUGUAUACUGUACGUAUGUGCCGUCAGUCCCUGAUAUUCUAUGAAAAUUUAAUCUAUUGUUUUUCUUUGUGUUGACAUAAAGUUUCUUUUAUAAUUUAGGCGACUGUGUCCACUUAGUUUUUCUUUGCACAUUGAUGAGACAAAUUCUCCUCUGAGACAACAUAGUUAGGAAAAGUAUAUCUUUAGUUCUGGAAACCUUUUAAAAAGAGCCUCAGUAUUUUAAAGGGAUAUUACGGCGUAAAAUUAAUUACGCCGCCCCCGAGAGAUGAAUGUUGCUGAUCACUUGCUUCUCUAGUUAUAACAACUUUAGUAACGACCGCACGAUAGCAAUACACAGCGGUCUGAGGAGCCAUAAACAAACCUCAACCAAAAAAGCCACUCUAUAGCCACAAAUAAUGCUCAGAACAGCAUCUAACUUCAUCAGCAGUACAUAUAGGGUCCUAGCCAUAGUACUAGCCACCAAACAUCUUUUUAGCUUUGCCUUUUCUUUAGCAAAGAGACUAAACACAACUCACCUACUCUCUUCCAGCAGCCGCUUGUUUGUAGCGAGACCUCAGGCCAGUCCAUUACAGACUGCAGCGGGGUGACACAGCUCAAGGAAGAACAUUUAUGAUCAUUUCUUUAUCAUUUCUUUGAAGUAAUAAUCAUCAUAUUAAUCAUUUUGCACUGCAGACGCGGUACGUCUUCUGCCUUAGUGUCUUGGUCUGAUUGCAUUUCCAUGAAGAAAUUAUCAGAAAUGUUCUUCCUUGAGCUGUGUCACCCCGCUGUAGUCCUUAAUAAACUGGCCUGAGGUCUCUACAAACAAGCAGCUGCUGGAAGAGAGUAGGUGAGUUGUUUUUAGUCUCUAUGCUAAAGAAAUUAGGCAAAGCUAAAAAGAUGUUUGGUGGCUAGUGCUAUGGUUCGGACCCCAUAUGUACUGUUGAUGUAGUUAGGUGCUUGGGUGCCUUUUUAGUUUAGCGUGUGGCUCUCUGCACUGCUAUCGUGCGGUCGUUACUAAAGUUGAUCUAACUAGAGAAGCAAGCGGUCGGCAACAUUCAUCUCUCGAUGGGGUGUCUAACUCAGUGUUACGGUGUGUUUGACCAUAACUUAAUUUUAUGUUGGAAUAUCCCUUUAAUUGAUACAAGAGUCUCUGAAGCUGCUCUCAUGUGUAAAAAUACAGCACAUCAUUGUUGAUUCCAAAAUAAGAACGCUUGUUUAAAGUCAGUGCACUGGGUUUAGUCUCUGGUGUUGAUGCUAGUGCCUUUGGGUUAAACAAGUCUUUGUAGAUCAAAUGUGUCCACAUCAGUGUAAAAAUUCCUGCCUUCUGGCCUAAAAUGUUUCUUGUUUGUGUUGUCUAAACUGUGCGCUGCUCAGGCAGCUGGUGAAUACCAUUAAAACACUGUCACCAUUG